This is a messenger RNA of Danaus chrysippus (African queen), 3948 nucleotides long. NCBI's taxonomy places the organism in Eukaryota, Metazoa, Arthropoda, Insecta, Lepidoptera, Nymphalidae. The record is from the annotation of a GenBank genome assembly.
AUGCAGAACGAGUGGUUAGACAUAGGAGAUUUUUGCAUCCCAUUAGCAUUAAAAUGGCGCACUUUAAUUUAUGAUUGGUCGCCAGCAUUGCUAAAAUUCUAUCUCAAUGCGUUCCAGAUGACUCUCCCAGAUCAGAGUAAUUUAGUAAGAUGGGGUAAAAGUACCGAAAAAACUUGCUAUAUCUGUGGAAAGGCAGUUGGAACUGCUAAGCAUCUGCUGGUGGGAUGUAAGGUACUCCUUGACAGCGGUCAAUACUCGCGUCGUCACGAUAGGGUUCUAGAAGUCAUACGUGAAGCGGUUAGUCUUUCGGUAGCCAGAGCGCAAAAGGGAAUAACCACAAACGAACGAUCAGUAGGUUUUGUGAGAGAAGGCACUAGGGCUACAAAAUCAAACGUCAAGCCUUACUCCAUCCUUAAAGCGGCGUCGGAUUGGACUAUAAUGAUGGACACGUAUGAAAAACAAUAUAAAAUCCCCGAGGAUAUUUGUGCGUCGGCCUCCAGACCGGAUAUAUUUUUGUUUUCGCGAAUUUUAAAGCGCGUAGUGAUAAUAGAGCUUACGGUCCCUUGGGAAACCAACAUCCCCAAAGACCAUACCAUCAAGGUAAACAAAUAUUACGAGCUCACAAACGAACUCACUCGAAAUAGGUUCGUAGUAGAUUUGUACGCGGUAGAGGUGGGAGCGAGAGGUAUAACAGCGAAAUCUCUCUAUAACCUACUAAAGGACUUGGGCUUGUCCAGAACUCACAUUAAUGCAUUCUUGGAACGUACAUCGAAGGCAGCCCUAGUAGGUUCUUUUCAAAUUUGGUUAGGUAGGGAGAGGAGCUUGGACAGUGGAGGUGAGCGUAUAACGCGCCAAGCCCAACCCGGUAUACAUAAAGCUAAAAGUCCGAAGAAGAAAAAUACCCCUGGGACAGUCCGAGAGGGGGGGCGGAAGAACUGUCCACCGGUCGAUUUUAACGGCGAAAACGGCGCGAAUACGGACUUGAAAUGCUCUACGUGCGGGAAAAACUACAAGAGACGAGCCUGGUACAUUAAACAUCUAAAAACACAUAAUGGGGUUGAAGCACGACAAUCGUCGGUAAGAUCUACAACAUUCACUUCGGAUAGAGUUGACCCUCAUGUAUCCCAUGGUGAACCAUUAACUGGAAACCACCAGGAGUCCAUUAACAUCAGGACACGUCUUAGCAUUCCUAAUCUAAAACAAUCGACUUGGAAAGUUCAUGACGACAACUUAGCAGUCCUGUUAGAGCAUCCGGGCUCGAAGCAGGAAUUGAACUCGCAGGUAGAAACUUUCCAAAAUACCGUUUAUGACUACUUUAGCGAGCAAUAUCCACCACGUAAUCGUUAUGCUCGCAAAAAUAAAGACAAUUCGUUCAAAUUAAAAAUGCGGAAGAAAAAACGGGAAUUAAUAAAAAAUCUACGUAUAGCCAAAGCUCUAGGCGACAAUCACCUUAGUCAUCAACUAGCUAGGGCGUUAAGGUCAAUCCUUAAAUUAAUCCAAGGAAUAUCGGCGCAAACUGCAGAAUAUCGCGAUAAUUUUGACCGGGCAAAACAAGAAGUAGAUUUCGAUAAAAACCCUUUUGAGUAUUCGAAAACCAUUUUUAAGAAAGAACGCGGACAGCUUCUCUUGACCAACGAUCAAAUUUACGACCAUUUUAAGAGCACAUACGAAGUGCCUAAAAGUUUAAGACGGUAUAGGGAUCCAAACGAUCAAAAACCUGAAUUUCCUCGAAUCGAAUUCCACGGCAUUCCACCAACGCUAGAGGAACUAAGUAGUCAGAUCAAGAGGAAGUCGUCUAAAUCUGCACCGGGACCCGAUGGUAUCCCAUAUAUAGUCUUUAAAAAAUGUGCAUCGGCCAAAUCACCAGAAAGGGUUUUUACCCGGGAUUUCUGGAUGCUUAGAACACAACACCUGCUGUCGGAGAGUUUGAAAGAUGCUAGAAAAAGCGAGCGGCAAAUCACUGUUUGUUGGAUAGACUUGGAGAACGCGUUCGGGUCGAUACAACACGAAUUGAUGCUAUUCGCGCUUAGAUGGUACAACUUUCCACCCCUAGUUAGAGAUAUGAUCGCGUCGUAUUACUCAAAAUUAAGGUUUUCUAUAAUAACUAAAGAAGGCCCUUCAAAAAGUUUGAGUUAUAAUGUAGGACUGUUUCAAGGUUGUUGUCUAUCUCCAAUUGCGUUUAAUAUCGUAAUUAACAUCUUAGUAGACAAAUUAAUCUGUAACGAGAAAAAAUGGGGUUAUCGGUUUAAGUUUAAUAAUAAAUACACGGAAUCCAUUUUAGCCUUCGCUGACGAUCUCGCAAUACUGACACGUAACCCCAAACACUGUCAGGUACUAUUGGAUGAAGUGGAUAAAUUCUGUGAGUGGACGGAUGGAUUGAGGACAAAACCCAGUAAAUGUCACUGUCUGUGUCUUGGUAGGCGGAAUACAAGAUACACCUCAUACGAUCCGGGACUAUCGUUAGGCGGUCAAUGCAUUUCUACGGUUACGGAAAAUGCACCAUUUAAAUUUCUCGGUCGUAAGAUAGAUAAUAUAGGCCGUACUCCAUCUUUAGAAGGAAUAGUAGAUAGCUUUUUGAACGAUCUUAACAAGGUAGAUAGCCAACUGAUAAGUAACGUCAAAAAAGCGUGGAUCUACGAGAAUUACUUAACUUCACGUUUGAAUUGGCCUUUCCUCGUCUAUGAUUUUAAUAGAACCCUUUUGUCAAAGUUAGAUGCAGGCGUCAUAAAGAUGUUGAAGUUGUGGCUCGGGCUCGCGCUAACGGCUGAUUCAUCGGCGUUAUUUAGGGGAAGCAAUAGUUUUGGGAUGAGUCUAAAAAGGCCAUCGGAGCUCUAUAAACACCUAAGAGUUUCCAAGAGAUAUAUCCUGGGGAAAUCCCAUGAUGACAUAGUGACAUCGCUCCCAAAAGACGAAGAUGCCCCCGAGCUAGAGUCACGACUUCAAUUCCAUAAGCAAUUUAUGAUAGGAGCGCAAAGUAACAGAGCGGGGUUAGGAUCAAAUAGGAAAGUCCAAGAUGCGGAUAUAUUGAAGUCUUUUAUUCGGCAAGACGAGAAUGAUAAAUAUAAGAUCCAUGCAAUGAAUUUAGAAAUGCAGAACGAGUGGUUAGACAUAGGAGAUUUUUGCAUCCCAUUAGCAUUAAAAUGGCGCACUUUAAUUUAUGAUUGGUCGCCAGCAUUGCUAAAAUUCUAUCUCAAUGCGUUCCAGAUGACUCUCCCAGAUCAGAGUAAUUUAGUAAGAUGGGGUAAAAGUACCGAAAAAACUUGCUAUAUCUGUGGAAAGGCAGUUGGAACUGCUAAGCAUCUGCUGGUGGGAUGUAAGGUACUCCUUGACAGCGGUCAAUACUCGCGUCGUCACGAUAGGGUUCUAGAAGUCAUACGUGAAGCGGUUAGUCUUUCGGUAGCCAGAGCGCAAAAGGGAAUAACCACAAACGAACGAUCAGUAGGUUUUGUGAGAGAAGGCACUAGGGCUACAAAAUCAAACGUCAAGCCUUACUCCAUCCUUAAAGCGGCGUCGGAUUGGACUAUAAUGAUGGACACGUAUGAAAAACAAUAUAAAAUCCCCGAGGAUAUUUGUGCGUCGGCCUCCAGACCGGAUAUAUUUUUGUUUUCGCGAAUUUUAAAGCGCGUAGUGAUAAUAGAGCUUACGGUCCCUUGGGAAACCAACAUCCCCAAAGACCAUACCAUCAAGGUAAACAAAUAUUACGAGCUCACAAACGAACUCACUCGAAAUAGGUUCGUAGUAGAUUUGUACGCGGUAGAGGUGGGAGCGAGAGGUAUAACAGCGAAAUCUCUCUAUAACCUACUAAAGGACUUGGGCUUGUCCAGAACUCACAUUAAUGCAUUCUUGGAACGUACAUCGAAGGCAGCCCUAGUAGGUUCUUUUCAAAUUUGGUUAGGUAGGGAGAGGAGCUUGGACAGUGGAGGUGAGCGUAUAACGCGCGUUAGUUAA